GCUCAUACUCGCACCGGAACCAGUGUGACGUAACUACAAUCCCAAAGAUGGCGGCGUUAACUGCGCCUCGCCUGGCCAUGUUUGGCUGCUUUUCAACAAGGCCCAUUUCAGUGUUUGCUGUUCAUCAGAGAAGUCUGCACAACAGUGCAAAAAGCGAGAGCACCACCACAAGUGUGGUUCCGGUCAGAGAGAAGAGCACGGCAGUGGCAGCAGCCAAACCAGCAGCUGUAGCCAGCAGCAAGGGGGAGUAUGUUGUUGCCAGGCUGGACGACUUGAUUAACUGGGCACGCAGGAGCUCUCUCUGGCCCAUGACCUUUGGCCUGGCGUGCUGUGCGGUGGAGAUGAUGCACAUGGCGGCGCCUCGUUACGACAUGGACCGCUUCGGAGUGGUGUUCAGAGCAAGUCCCCGACAGGCUGACGUCAUGAUCGUGGCAGGAACAUUGACCAAUAAGAUGGCUCCGGCUCUGCGAAAGGUGUACGACCAGAUGCCUGAGCCCAGAUACGUCAUUUCCAUGGGAAGCUGUGCUAACGGAGGAGGCUACUACCACUACUCCUAUGCUGUCGUCAGAGGUUGUGACCGAAUCGUACCGGUGGACAUUUAUGUUCCAGGUUGUCCCCCCACCGCAGAGGCUCUCCUCUACGGGACUUUACAGCUGCAGAAGAAAAUCAAACGAGAGAAGAAGGUUAAGAUCUGGUAUCGAAAGUGAUAGCGUUAUAUGUGUGUUUGUAUCUGGUAUGUAAAUGUUGUAUUUCUGGCUUCAUUUGGAGCGCCGCUCCUCCUCCAUGUAGAGCCGCAGGAACUAACAUCAAUAAAGUCAUUACUGUAAUUUACACACAGUGCACUGCCGCUUAUUUUCCACCAAACACAGCAGCGGUCACUCAGUUCAGUUAGUCUGCUUCUUUAGUUCAGUAUUAAUAUCCGGGGACUUUCUGUAAAGGUUUGCGCUUGUGUCAGAAUUUAAAUUAUAAUUCAUCUUUAUUCAGGUUGUCAUAUGUGUAAGUUUUCAGUCAUGACCAUAAGGUGAGAUAAGUCAUCCUGUUUUAUCUUAAAUAUUAUUUUAAAUAAACUGGGCUCACAUGAAAACACAGUA
Molecule: messenger RNA, 1091 nt
Organism: Epinephelus fuscoguttatus (brown-marbled grouper)
Lineage: Eukaryota; Metazoa; Chordata; Actinopteri; Perciformes; Serranidae
Gene: ndufs7
Product: NADH:ubiquinone oxidoreductase core subunit S7
Exons: 8
Coding region: 48-707 (219 amino acids)
Biological process (GO): mitochondrial respiratory chain complex I assembly; aerobic respiration; electron transport coupled proton transport
Molecular function (GO): NADH dehydrogenase (ubiquinone) activity; quinone binding; 4 iron, 4 sulfur cluster binding
Source: RefSeq, a predicted model, not a curated record